Messenger RNA from Caenorhabditis sp. 36 PRJEB53466, 5211 nucleotides. NCBI's taxonomy places the organism in Eukaryota, Metazoa, Nematoda, Chromadorea, Rhabditida, Rhabditidae. The record is from the annotation of a GenBank genome assembly.
AUGGAACUGGUGUAUGGUUCCGAAAUCAGCUUUGUCGACGGGUUUGCCGCCAAACCGGCGCGAACUUUCGUGGUGAAUACCAGUUAGUUUUUGAAACACAUGGAGGAGUAUGUUCUUUGCUUGUUACAGACGCGCCACUUCAUUCUAAUGGAUUCGAUGUGCCACCUUCCGGUGGAGUUGCGACAUUCCCGCAUAGCAGUAAUUAUGCUGACAGAAUCUUCACUUGGUAAGAAUGCGACUGUUUCUUUUACUAUCGAAAUCUGCAGGCGUGCUGUCGGUCAAAAGCUGUUCAUCGAAGAACGUUCUUUGAUAUUUCCAAUUUGCGAUGGAGCUUUGUGCAUUGAUUUCACACGAACUUCUAUUAUUCCGGGAACUUCCAUCACCAUUUUCGAGGAAGGAAUUCUCAGCAUCGUGGUUCCGACGGCGUCGGCUGUUCAUCGGUUCUACGCAAAACUUCACUCCAAAGGACGCGAUGUAUAACAAAUAUUCAUGGACUCCAAAGAUCUUUUAAUUUUUAGACGUUUUCAAUUCUUUCGCGAAUUAAGGAGGAAGAAGAGUUUCGUCGUUUUCACACAACUCAUGCGAUCUCAACCCCAGGACGUCCUAUUCGGUCAAGUUCUACUCAUCAUCCCUACAGAAACACGGUAAACUUUGGAAUUUUAUGGAAAUUAUCAGACUCUAUUUCUUAGAUCUCCUACGUCACCGCUGAAGGUCAAUUGGUGGUAAUCUCUUUGGGGUCUUUCACUGAUUCGAGUGACAAGCACGAGGAAUUCACGAUCGGAGAGCUUGGACUCUUGGGAAAACUUCUCGGUGGAAGAGACACAAGAGUCAGCGAUGCAUGUGUCGUGAGGAAUAACCGCGUGCCGACGAGAUAUUCGAAAGAACGGAAGAACGCGGCGACUUCUGAUAUUGUGAUAGCUGUGACCAGAGACGGAUGGGUCCAGGCGUGGAAUGCCGAUACGAAGAAGCAAUUGCCGAGUACUGUCGACCUGAACCUAUUCUUCGCUUCAGAGGGCAAAAUUUUCAAACAGGCGCAGUUCUCUUCGGAACCGUCUGACGAAAAUCUCGAUGUGGAACCCUCAGACACGUACUAUUCGAUCAAAGCGUAUUCCUUCGACGUCGACACUCUACUUGUGGUCGGCUGUGAUGUAGUAAUUGCUGGGAAAAGUGUCGGAACACGAGUUCACCUUCUGAAAAUGGCAGAAGAUCAGUUAGUUCAUCUGAAAAUGUUCGAAACGACGAUGUCCGCUGACGAGAGACUCGUUGACCUCGAGCUCAUUCAGACUUAUUUCCCAUCGAGUGAGGCGGCACAUGAUCAAUCGCAAGACGAGUAAGUAAAUUCAAUCCACCAUUCCUUAGGCUCUGUUUCAGUGAGGAGUUCAACAGUACAGCUGCAGCUCAGUUCUCGCUGUCCGCUCUGUUCAAGAGCUCAUCGGCGAAGAAGAGUUAUUCGAUCAAACGUGUUUGCUUUGCGAUCGACUGGAAGAAGUCUCUGACGUUCACCCAGUUCGACUGGCACGCAGUCAAACAAUUUACUUCCCCAGCGACUACCAAAGGAGAACCGUCUGCCGAUAAGGACAGAGAAAGCCAUCCGGAGAGACCGUACAAUUUAUCGGCUGACUCGAGCAUCGAAACGCUUGUCGACGUGGUUUUUGACACCGAUUUGUACUCUUUCGAUGUUGUAUUCCGUGCUGUCCAAGUAAUCCGCCAUUUUCAUUGCUCGAAUGCAUAUAAUAUGCUCUCAGAUCGUUUCGGAUAACUACCGUGGUUCGAGUUCCCAAGUGCAUCAUAAUAACUGGUCGGAGCUCUCGAAACUCGUCGAUACAUAUCUCACGUCGAUUGAAUUCAACCGAAAGUUCCAGCAAAAGACGGAUAGAAGCAUAAGGCUGAGACUGAAUGCUCCGCAGGAAAUACAGACGACCGCUUUGAAGGAGUAAGUCUGAACGGCGCUCUUUUAACGUGUUCAAUACCAUUUUUCAGCUUCUGGUGGGCUCUGUUGCGCGCCUGUGAGGAGCUCGACUUUGCUGCUCGCGGAGCCAUCGCCCUCGGACCGAUGCAGUUGGCUGGAGAUCUCAAGAUUAUGGCGGUCGUUCACAAAGACCGAAUGACGGUCCUUGGUGAUAAUAACACCGACUUCCUUGAUAUUAUUAGUUCGGAUAGCAUUCCGAAAUCAGGACUCGAAGAGAAAUACCGGAAAGUUCCAAACAAGCAGUUUGUCGAUCUGAUCGAGGAGGCGUCGGUUUUCGCUGACAGAAGAGUCUACCUGAUGAAUCGGGAGAGAGCGAGAAUUACAAGUGCCAAGCACGGAAUUCCGAUAGUCGACGACGACGGAGUGGAGAAUGCGUACGACUACGAGACGGACGGUCGAUUCAUUACCAUCAAAACUGCACUGGAAGCACCAAUUGUUCAGCUGACCGCUGCAUUCGUUCAAUCGGCCACCUACGACAACUCGAAACCGUUCGGAGAUCCGAAACUUCAAGUGUUCGCUGGCACAUUCACUCAGAGCUUGGUGUCUGCGAACAUUCGAAAGACGGUCGAGUCGAGAGUCUAUUUCGCUCUGACUCUCCAAGCACUUCUCAAUGCCAUCACUGAGGUAAGGAUUACACGUUCUUUACAGUCUCAUCAACCUCUUAGAAACUUCAGAAGAAACUCCGCGCCGGCGCAGCUUCAUUCGGAGACGUUGAAGCACUGUGCUGUGAGCUGAGAGAGAUAAUCCGUGUUUACAGAGAACUCAAUGAACAACUCGAUCUCAAAAUCUACAAGUAACUGAUAAUCAAAUGUUUCUCAGCUUAAGUUAAUUGUUAACAGGAACGGAGCAAAAAUGAGCAUCGGAACUUGGUUGACAUCGGACACUGAAGGCCUUCUGUUGAUGAAAAGAGAAGGCGGAUACGGACCGAACGGAUACGACGAGAUCUGCGAAAACGAUUUCAACUGGUUCGUCGGAGUGGUCACUGACGCGGCAGUCCGAGCUCUUCUCACCUCUUCCGAAGUGCUCGUUCUUUUCCGCCGUCUCGUUAUGCAGAAACAGUUCAAAGUGCUGCUAACCAUCCUCAAUUCCUACAUCAGCGAGACUCGUGCUCUGAAACCAGCAAUCACAUUCUAUCGUGGAAUAGCUUACUCUGGAACUGAUCAUCCAGUCAAAGUACGUUGGCUUCACAUUGAUUCGAGCCUGUUAAUUGCUUAUUUUUUCAGGCCCUCAACGCGUUUCAAUCUUGUUUGGAUGCAUUCGCCGACGGUAAUGUGGCUCUCCGGAAGGCGGUAUACUAUCUCCUUCCGAAAAGAAUCAAUGUUCCCCGAGGAACUGACCCGAUUGACGUGAUAGGAACAUCGGAGUACUUCCUGACCGUAGUCCGUUUCCUGCAAGAACACGGACACGCGGAGGAAGUUUGUUCCGUUGCGAUGAAGGCCAUCGAAAGCCUUCCGAUAGAAAACGAAAGUGUGCAGCUCAUUUCAAACACACUGUUCAAUCACUUGACGAACCGCCGCGAAUGGUUCCAGGCUCUCAAGCUGAUUCUGAGAACGACGUUACGUGCGGAGACCAGAAGAGCAUCUAUCUGUGAACUGCUCACACUGAUGCUUGCCGUCGGAGAGUGGGAGUCGAUAGCGACGAUGAAGUUCGGAGUUCAUGAGCUGAUCGUUGAGGACUUCCUGAGAGACGUGGCCAGUCGUCAGUCACCAACCGAGAAAAAACACCACUUUGAACUGCUUUUCGCAUUUUAUAUGGCCCGAAAGGACUUCAGAAAGGCGGCAAGCGCAAUGUACGAAUAUGCCAGGCAUAUCGAAACGGCGGCCUGCAUGACACCCGAGCUCCUUCGUAGAAGACGUGACUGUCUGGCUUCUGUACUCAAUCUGCAGUCCGUGCUCAGUAUAGAACCAGAGGGUAUUAAACGGAGACCGUUCGUUUCAACUUUUUUUUAUUUUUAGAGGACAGACCAAUCUACGACGAUUACACCGAUACGAACCUCGUGUUUCCGAAGCCAUGUGAUGAAGAAGACGAUCAAACUGUAGAGGCGGAUAAUUCUGGCGGAAGCCUUCAGAAAAUACCCGCCGUUCAAAAGCUUCCAGAAUCGAUUACCGACAGUUCCGUUUCCUCUCCGGAAACAGAUUCCGGGGGCUCACACACACCGUCUUCUUCCGAAAGCGUCGAUCUUGAGGCUUUGAAGGCUCAGCAAAUGACAUUCGCGACGGGUGAGCAGAUGGAAACAGAUGAGAGCGAAUCGCCAAAAAAAGAGAGACCACCACUGAGCAAGAGAAGAAAGCUGCUAGUGCUGACAGAGAAGGAGUCAGUUUUUUUAAAAUCAAAAAUCGACCGUAAAGAGUGUAUUAUUCUUCAGUAUUCGCGCCGAAUGGGUUCUGUGCUCUGCUCGCGUUGCACUGCUCUCUUCCGAUCAGUUCAAAGGAAUCCCACCGAUCGAUCCGGCCGAGCUGUUCUCUCUUCUUGUCGACACAAUGUUCUUUGAUGAAGCCUUCGAUAUUGCCAGGUUAGUUUCAACAUCCAAACAGAUUAUGUUCAACCUCCGCUUUCAGACAGUUCACUUUGGAUUCUCGAACGCUGUUCUUUGCCGCGACUCGCGAGGCCAUCAUGAUCGAUGCUCUCCGCGACGAUUUGAACAUCGAGAUGGCGGCCACCCAACAAGCCGGGUGGGUCCGUCUCAACAGAAGACACUGUAUGGCUGUCGCCACUGCCGAGGAUCACUGGGCAGUUGUCAGAGGGCUUGUGAAUGCAGCACACGCCGAAUGGCCCGGAGACUCACGACCACUUCGAGGAGCCGCCGAGGCAUUUUUGAGCCACAAACUGAAUGUUCCCUACUGGCUGCACAGCAUUUAUGAGGUUUGUGGGAUUCUAUUCCGAUUUUUCGAAACCGUUUCUGUCAGAAUCACGACGCGAAUGACUACAUCCGAUGCCUCGUUGAUUACGAAAAUUAUUCGACUGCCCUGCAAGUUCUUGGAGAACUCGUCGAGCGAGAGACACUUCAGGCUGCUCAGCCGAGGAGCCGAACAUGGCUUCCGUACGGAGUCAUCGACGAGCUGAUGAUCAGAAGUGCAGAUUUCGUGCGAAAGCUGAACGUCAUGACGCCAGAAGAUCAAGUACUGGCUGCCGAAGUAGCGACUCUGAGAAAGAACGUCGACGGGAAAAUGGUGGUCUACUUCCGGAAAGUGGCUGACUUCGAGCAGGCGCAGCGGAUGGCUAGUCGCUUCUUCAAUAAAUGA